CGGAAGUCACUCGUGGUCGAAAAGCAUUGGUUUAUUCGGAUACACACCGGCAAAAUGAAAGCUACAUACAUGUUAGCAGCACUGUCUGUGCUCAUUCUGGUCAUAUUCGUCAAUGCAGCAGAUGAGGAACAGAAAGAAAAAAAAUUAGACCCCGAAACGCUUGAUUAUGCAAAAGGAUCGGUGUGCGGUUAUUGUGAAUACUGCCAGUUUUGUGAGCUCUGUGAUUCGGACUGUCCAUGUGAAACAAGUCCUUCUCAACCCAACUGUAAAAUGUGCAAGUACUGUAAAUUCUGCUACCUUUGCUCAGCAGUCUGUGAUACAGUUUGUAAACCAGGUGGCAUAUUAGACAAAGUGUCCUCUGCUAUAGUGAGUGCUCUACCUAUCCAUGACAAAGAGGAGAUAGACAAGGAUUUGGAUUCUGUGUCUGACUGGAUAGCUAAGGAGAAGAGAGACGAGUUGUAACGAUAUCGUCCUCUAGAAAACAAUACCUUCACUGUGUUAAGAGUGCUAACCUUUCACCUCGGUGUUCACCUGGCCUGUGACCUUUGACCUAGAAUUAUUCUACAUUAGCCAAAGCUAUGUUUCAAAAGUAUCAAAUUGAACAUGAUUAAUCAUAGUAAUUAAAAGUCUUGAUUUGAAAAAAAUUUAAUAAAAUAUUCCCAGGGGCCAUCAAAUUGAGAUCAAAUAUAACUUUUAGAUACUUAAUAUUACAUGAAAAAAACUAGGUAUAUAAUACAUUAUGAUAUCCUAUUACCAUUAAUGUAUUUAUUCUAAUAUUCCAAAGAAUAGAAAGUAAAGUUAUUUAUUUCAUGGAUGUCAAUAUGUCACCUUCAGAAGUAGAAAUAUAUUUAACUGUCUUCGUGGGACCACAGUUGUUACAAAAAUAAAACAUUUACAACUUUGUAUGAAUGCAAGUCGUGAGGGUGGAGAUACUGUAGGCAUUUGUUUGGGUGAAGUAUAGAACAAGUUCAAAAAGAUAGUUGUUAACUUUUUAUGAUUAAGAAGUUUUUCUAUUAAGUUAUUCCUUUUAAGGAAGAUUAUAAAUAUUGGAUAAAGAACAAAAUAGUACAUGUACCAAGUGUUUAAGUCACUAUAAUGUGCAUGCUAUAAUGGUACAUGAUGUUUUUAUGCCUGGUAAUUCCGUUACUAAAAGCAAUACAAGUGCAAUGUUUGGGCCAUGUGGAUCACUUGUCAGUACAGAAUUGUCCGUUAUAAAACAGAAGUACCAACCUUGCCCCUUAUUGUUGUAAAGUUGUAUGUAUCCUGGUGUUAGUAGUAUUACACAAUGUAUUUAUGUAUAACUGGAUGUUAUGUGGUGCAGUUUAGUCUGGUAGAUUUGUGAGAACUCUAAUUCAAACUAGAUAUUUUCAAAUUUUGUCAGAUUGGUAUAUGUAAUUUUGUAGUAAGUUUUCCAUUUAAGGAUGAUUAAAUUUUUCAGCUUUCCAUUAGAAUACACAGUAUUUUGGUAAAACAUUUCAGUCAGUAUUUGAUGUCGAGUAAUAUCAUGACUUCAGGUGAAUUAUGGUUAUAUAUUUUAGAAAAAAACUUCAUAUUCUUGGAGUCAAUUUCUACCAAGAAAUUAUCGGAUAUUAGUUGGAAUAUUUUUACUUUUAAUAUUUCGAUGAAAUAAAAAAAGCUAAUUCCAUAGUAAUUUAUGAUUCCAUAGUCAAACAGAAGCGGAAGGGGGAUCUGUCAUGCAAAAAUACUUUGAUAUGAAUUUCUGUGUAACUGAAUGAGAGAAGUGAGAAGCAACUGUUACUGUAUUAACUGUGUAUAGAUUUGUUAUGGAAACUUUGCUGUGUAUUGCUUUGUUGUGUGAUUAUAAUCAGGAAUUUCAUUUUUUUGUCAAUAUGCCAUUUUUGUGUCCAAUGUAUUUUAUACUUACAAUAUACAUUUCGUUAUUUGUGAUUUACAUUGUAGACUGCUAAUUUCUUUCAUCAUAAAACCAGGUCAAAGAACUUUCAGAAAAAUAUCCUUAGAUUGUAUUUGAUAGUGAGAUAGUCAUUUGUAUUAGAAACAAGUGGAAUUGGACGUGAAUACAAUAUAUAUAUAUUAUUGGAACUAAUUGAGGUAACUAAUUAUAUAGAUCAUAGUUACCAUUUUGUCCACCAGGUGUAGCUUUAUUUCCAUAAACUAAUUAAAAAUAACCAGUACCAAAGCAUUGUCGGUAUUGCCUUCCAUUGAUUUUAAACACAAUUAUUUUUUUUUACAUCAUGGUAACAUCAUAAUUCACUGCAUUAGUGUUUUGUUCCAAACCAACCCUGAAAUCCCAUUUAUUUGAUUAAUUGCCGUAAACUGAUUUUUCUAAUGCGUUAAUUGUGUUAUCGUGUUCUACAAACACCCAUCAUCCUACUCCCCAAAUGAAAAUUAUAAACAUACUGACUUAACUUUACAAUAAUUAUGCAACAUUAUGCAAAGUUAUAUCACAUAUUUAUCUCUUGUUGUUUUGUCCAGAUAAUCUGUGGAGCAGAAUGUACCGAAACCAGUAUUUAAACUAGAAAGGCCCCUCAAACAUAUCUAUUUUAAUGAGAAAGAAAUAAUUAUACCGUAUAUAGUAAUGGAUCAGAAGAAGAAAUGACUAGCUGUUGAAUGGAUGUGUAUGAAGUCUGGUUUACUUUAUGAAAUACGUAAUUAUUUCCAGCAAAUGUUUUGCUUUAUUAUGUUGAGAAAUUGUACAAAUAUAAUUGAACAAAACCACAAAGAAAUGGUUGGACUGUCUAGUAGAAACUGAUCAUAAUAUGAAAUUAUGCAAAAAUAAUAUAGUACAUAUACAAUGUACAUUAUAAUGUGUUUGAACAAAAAAUAGGAAUAAGGAACAAAUUUGUAAUUUAUUUUUGCUUUUUAUAAGUUGCGUAACACCAUCACUGUGGACAGGCACUUUCAUAUUUAAUAUAGAAAAUUUCUAUCUGAGAAUAUCUUUAACCAAAUUUACAACCAGUCUUUGUUUUCUAUCAAAUUUUGAAUGGUAUCAUGUUACAAGUUUGAGAUUAACCUCCCAUAUACUAAUUGGAGUUUAUUAUAUGUUCAUCAGUGACUUAAAUCAUGAAUACAUCAAUGAAAUGAUGGUAAUGACACAGCAUUGAAAACCUAUACAAUCAUGAUUUGAUAUAGACAUGUUGAUUAUCUUUUUAACAUUUGUAUUUUGUACAUUUUUUUCAUGAGGAAAUAUUUUAACUAUAGCCGUAGAUAUAGAGGAAAGAGACCAAAACAUUCCAUUGCUUUUAGAUAUCAUAAAAAUAAAUGCACAUCUAUUUAUUUCAUGCAUGUCCUUUAUAUCAUAAUGUUAAACCUGAUUUUUCAUAUUACCUUUGUCAGACAAAUAAAGAAAUAAAGAUGUUUUUCCCCAAACGGUCUCCA
Pecten maximus is the source of this 3357-nucleotide messenger RNA. Its product is annotated as sarcoplasmic reticulum histidine-rich calcium-binding protein-like. The record is from RefSeq and is a predicted model, not a curated record. The transcript has 5 exons. Gene Ontology annotation, molecular function: calcium ion binding. Bases 55 to 462 code for a protein of 135 amino acids. Lineage: Eukaryota; Metazoa; Mollusca; Bivalvia; Pectinida; Pectinidae.